UACUGAUGGACCACCAGCCAAUGAUCCCAUGCCACAUUGCUUUGCAGAGGAGAGGAGAAGAGGGGGGGGUUUGCAAAAGUUGAGUUGAAGAGGGCUUCAAGGACAAAGCACGGGCUAAGGCUCAUCACCAUUAUAAUUCACUAGGCCCGUUUUAAAAGCAAAUCUGCAAAUGUGGGCCUCUCAAGUGGAUGUUUUGAGACCCGAUUGAUUUUUAUUCUUUUAUUUUUUAUUUUUUAUAUAUUUUUUCUUUUUCUUUUUUUUGGGUAAAUUUUUUUUUAUAUAUUUUUUCGCUGAAAGAGUUAGAGACCCGAUUGGUUCAUGGGAUUUGGCUUGGGUAUUAUUAUUAUUAUUAUGUAUAUAAAUUAUCAAAUUGUUUUUCUUUAAAUUAAAACUACUUUGCGUUAUUCUUUGGUUUAAUUUAGUGUCGAUCAAGAAAGUGGUUCCAAUAUUCAGCCAGAAAAAAAAAAAAAAAAAAAAAGAAAGUGGCUCCAAUGGUAGUCAGAUUCUUUGCAGGUACAGGGAUGAGGCAAAUUGAAGACCAAUCCCUCUCAAAUAAUCCUAUUGUGCUUCUCUCUGGCCCUCCUUCCUGUGGAAAGACCUCUUUACUAUUCCAAUUCGCAUUCAACGCCACACUGGAAGAGACCCAUUAUAGCAAUCGUAAGGUGGUGUUCAUUUGCAACCGGCAAAGACUGGAAACCAACCCCCCAUUCCUCUCCCAAGGCAUUGACACGUCCUCUGAUACUUUUCAUCGCAUAGAAAUGAAGUACGUGGACGAUGAUGAAGGCAUUAAGAAAUACUUUGCUGCGUUUCACUUGCAUGACACAUUUCCUGCCGCAGUCGUUAUUGAUGAUUUUGGAAAUUUCUUUGAUGAUAGGAGCUGCCAAGAGAGAUAUGGUAAUCCGCGUGGAAGAGACUUAGCAAUGGUUCGGACACUGGCUUUAUGCCACAAUGCCAUUGUCCAUGCAAAUGAAACAAGCCCCUGCAAGCUUCUUUUAUCGGAUACACACCACGGAGACACUCCUAGGUUGCUCUUCAUCUAUAAAAGAUGGGUUCCUACCAUCUUCACAAUUAGAGGUGGUGACGGGUCAGGCUCUUUUUAUCUCAAGAGUAAUGGCAACCUAGGGAGUGAAGACUCGGGAAGAAGAAGAAUUGCCAAGUAUUCAAUUGCUCUUCAGUAUUUAAUUUUGGAGGGGAUCACUGAACCCUGUGAACAGUAACCAUUUGGCAAAAUAUCCAAUAUAUUAAGAUUCCAAUGACAAAAAGUAUUGCUACUUUUCAACUAGAUAAUAUGUGAUCUUUUACAUCUUGGCUAUUAAUCAACAUUUUCAGGAUUUCUUAAUUACUUAACAAGUGAAAAUACUUGCGCCAUUCCAUGUAUGUAUAUCCUCUGAAUAAGCAGUAUUACCUUAAUUUUA
Ziziphus jujuba (common jujube) is the source of this 1415-nucleotide messenger RNA. RefSeq lists its product as uncharacterized. The transcript has 7 exons. Gene Ontology annotation, molecular function: single-stranded DNA binding. Gene Ontology annotation, cellular component: Shu complex. Gene Ontology annotation, biological process: double-strand break repair via homologous recombination. NCBI's taxonomy places the organism in Eukaryota, Viridiplantae, Streptophyta, Magnoliopsida, Rosales, Rhamnaceae. The coding region runs from base 492 to 1217 and encodes 241 amino acids. The record is from RefSeq and is a predicted model, not a curated record.